GCAACCUUAUCGUCAAAAUUUCAAUCAAACGAGAAUGCGGUUGUAGCAAGUUUGCUAUUUUGGAUUUCUUCAAUUCAAUUCACCGCUUUAUUUUUUGCACAAAUGGUUGGUCUGUAUCUGAGGACGUACGAAAUCAAAAAUCCUCUACGGUUUGCAUACAGAGAAAACUUCGACCUAUUUAACUACUACACGCUGAUAUUGCCAACAUUAUCGACAGUUUACUUCAUGAAAGUAAAGCAACGACGGAUCAGAGAUAUCACAAACAAUGUGAAUAUGACAGCAAUAGGGGUCGAUGGAUGGAAGAAUUACUCAACCGUGAUCGAAAAGCAAUGGAAUUAA
This is a messenger RNA of Ostertagia ostertagi, 339 nucleotides long. The record is from the annotation of a GenBank genome assembly. Lineage: Eukaryota; Metazoa; Nematoda; Chromadorea; Rhabditida; Trichostrongylidae.